GUCACGCGCUCGGGACCUUUAACGUUUUCUGACGGCGCUUCCUUGCUCUGCCGCGCGCGAGGGGGAGCGUGAGUACGCGCAGGCGCACCCUCCCCCUGCCCUCGAGGAGCGCCCCGGGGAGGGAGCUGUGUGUGUGUGUGUGUGUGAGAAGCAUGUCGCGCGCUCGGCACGGCGGAGUCCGCAGCCCGUGCGCCACCGCCGCGCGCGUGGGCACGCAGCUCCACGUGGCCGCACAUUAGACUAGACUAGACUAGACUAGUGGGCGCGGAGCGGAUCUGUCACAGGGGCGCGAGGACCACGCACCAUGUCGUCGGAGACGGAGUCGUCGCUGGAGCUGAGCUCGUCCUUCUGCUUGCGCAUCUUCAAGAUCAUCGUGAUCGGGGACUCCGGCGUGGGCAAGACGUGCCUCACGCACCGGCUGUGGAGCGGCCGCUUCCCCGAGAAGAGCGAGGCCACCAUCGGCGUGGACUUUCGGGAGAAGGUGCUGGAAGUGGAGGGGGAGUGGAUCAAGAUCCAGAUGUGGGACACGGCGGGCCAGGAGCGCUACCGCAAGAGCAUGGUGCAACACUACUACCGCGGCGCGCACGCCAUCUUCUACGUGUACGACGUCACGGACGAAAGAAGCUUCCAGAGCCUGCCCGUGUGGAUCGAGGAGUGCAGGCGCCACUCCCGCGGCCACGACGUGCCCUCCGUCUUGGUGGGCAACAAGUGUGAUCUGCACGGGGCAUCCAGAGUGAGCGGUGACGUGGCACGCAAGUUCGCCGAGCUCCACGGCAUGCCCUUCUUUCAGACCUCGGCCAAGAACCCUCAGGUGAGCGACAACCCGGAGGACAUCCUCGCCAUGGUAGCGCAGAGGCUGAAGAACCAAAAGCCGCUGGCGUUAAACCCGCCGCUCGGCACCGAGGAUCUCUGCGCUCCGAACACGGAAAAGAGGGGAGCCUGCGGCUGCUGAGCCCUGGAGCCACGGGGCGGGACCUCGCAUGGGAGAACAUCUCCUUCCUGCUAAGUUCUAAAUUCCGUUUGACU
Scleropages formosus (Asian bonytongue) is the source of this 1026-nucleotide messenger RNA. It is a transcript of the gene rab33ba, whose product is annotated as RAB33B, member RAS oncogene family a. Bases 305 to 952 code for a protein of 215 amino acids. The transcript has 2 exons. Gene Ontology annotation, biological process: Rab protein signal transduction. Gene Ontology annotation, molecular function: GTPase activity; GTP binding. The record is from RefSeq and is a predicted model, not a curated record. NCBI's taxonomy places the organism in Eukaryota, Metazoa, Chordata, Actinopteri, Osteoglossiformes, Osteoglossidae.